AUGGACGACGGCCCAGCUCGCGGUGGCACGCGAGGUGGUAAGGACCAGUUCUCCUGGGAGUCCGUCAAAAAUGACACCCAACACCGGGAGAACUAUUUAGGCCACUCGGUGAAAGCGAGCGUCGGGAGGUGGCAACGCGGGAAAGAUUUGUUCUGGUACGCGAAGGAACGAAUUACAGAUGAUGAUGAUUUGGACGAGAAAGACGACGAGAAAAGAAUUAAAGAGGAGAUGAACAUCAUAAAGGAAAGGGAGGAGAAAGAGAGGAACGAGAUGUUAGGGAUUUAUAGUGGUAAUGGUAAGAAGAGGACGAGAAAGAAGAGGAAGAAGGAGUUUAGGGAUGAUUCUGAUUCCGAUUCUGACUCAACAUCAUCAUCAUCAUCAUCACAUUCGUUAAAGAAGAAGACCACCAAGAGGAAGAGAAAAGAAGAAAAGAAGCGAAAACAAAGGAAAGAGAAAAAGGAGAGAAAGAGGCGUCGCGAGAAGGAGAAAAAGAGGUAA
Bathycoccus prasinos is the source of this 498-nucleotide messenger RNA. RefSeq lists its product with no specific name. The transcript has a single exon. The record is from RefSeq and is a predicted model, not a curated record. NCBI's taxonomy places the organism in Eukaryota, Viridiplantae, Chlorophyta, Mamiellophyceae, Mamiellales, Bathycoccaceae. Bases 1 to 498 code for a protein of 165 amino acids.